Meira miltonrushii is the source of this 1701-nucleotide messenger RNA. Its product is annotated as putative sugar transporter. Lineage: Eukaryota; Fungi; Basidiomycota; Exobasidiomycetes; Exobasidiales; Brachybasidiaceae. Gene Ontology annotation, cellular component: membrane. The record is from RefSeq and is a predicted model, not a curated record. The coding region runs from base 1 to 1701 and encodes 566 amino acids. Gene Ontology annotation, biological process: transmembrane transport; carbohydrate transport. The transcript is spliced from 2 exons. Gene Ontology annotation, molecular function: carbohydrate:proton symporter activity.
AUGAAAAGUGAAUAUUCUGGCAGAAAAUGGAUGGGACUUAGUGGAGUUCGCCUUUCUUUUAUGAUCGGUGCUGUUGCAAGUGCUGGUUUCUUAUUAUUAGGUUAUGAUCAAGGUGUAAUGAGUGGUUUGCUCACUUUACCAAGUUUCACAGAAACAUUUCCUCAAAUUGAUACAACGAGAAAUAAAGCAGGUACAUCAAGUGAAUCAACUUUACAAGGAUUAACAAUCGGUCUUUAUGAAAUUGGUUGUUUGAUAGGUGCUUUAUCUUGUUUAUGGCUUGGUGACCUUUGGGGUAGAAGAGCCGUUAUUUGGGUUGGUACAAUUUGGAUGGUCAUCGGUGCAAUCAUUCAAGCUUCUUCUUUUGGACUUCCUCAAUUGAUCGUUGGUAGAAUUAUUGGUGGUAUAGGAAAUGGAAUGCAUACUGCCACGAUUCCUAUGUGGCAGUCUGAAUGUUCACCUCCUCACAAAAGAGGAAAACUCGUCAUGAUCGAAGGUUUAUUGAUCACGGGUGGAAUUUGCAUGGCAUAUUGGAUCGACUUUGCAUUUUAUUGGCUCGAUCCAAAUUAUCCACAUAGAUCAGCUGCUUGGCGUAUUCCAAUCGCUUGGCAAAUUUUUCUCUGUUUACCGACAUUCUUGACAAUUUUGAUGCCAGAAUCACCACGUUGGUUGGUUCUCAAAGGACGAACAGACGAAGCAAGAGAAGUGAUAGGCUGCUUAGACGAAACUUCAGUCGAUGAUCCGGAAACGAUUGCAAAAGUUAAAGAAAUCCAAGAAUCUCUAGCUGUGGCCCAAAGCAAAGGAUUAUCAGAUGUGUUCAAAAAUGGAAAAGAGAAGAAUCUUCAUCGAGCUCUUUUAGGUAUUGUAAGCCAGGCCGCCCAACAAUUAAGCGGUAUCAACCUUAUUACGUACUAUGCAGCAACACUAUUCGAGACCAAUCUGGGCUUAUCGGCGCUUUUGUCCAGAAUCUUGGCAGCAUGCAACGGUACAGAAUACUUUAUCGCUUCUAUUGUUGCUGUGUACACAAUUGAAACAUUCGGUAGACGCAAAUUAAUGUUGUUUGGCGCAGCAGGAAUGUGUAUCACAAUGGCCAUUUUGGGUGGACUCACGGCGCCUAGCUCUCUCAAAAAGACGGCAAGCGGAGAAGCAUCCAACAAAGCGCCAGCAUAUGCAGCAGCUGUGUUUUUGUUUGUCUUCAAUACAUUCUUUGCAAUCGGUUGGUUAGGAAUGACUUGGUUGUAUCCUGCUGAAAUUUGUCCAUUGUCGAUUCGUGCGGCCGCAAAUGGACUUUCGACAGCAUCCAAUUGGAUCUUCAACUUCCUUGUCGUUUUGGUCACGCCCAUUUCUUUCUACCAAAUCGAUUACGGAACAUACCUCGUAUUUAUGUCCCUCAAUGCAAUCAUCUUUUUCGUCACGUUCUUCUGUUUCCCCGAGACAGCAGGCAGAUCAUUAGAAGAAAUGUCGGGAAUAUUCGAAAAAGCGAGUACCAGAAACCCGUAUGACGUUGUCCGAAUCGAACAAAGAACACCAAGACGAUACGACAAACAAGGUCAACUACUCGUCAGCGAUGAAGAGCUAGGACAAGGCAUAUUUGGAGAUGAAGUUGUACAAACGAAAGAGAAAUCUGCUGACAAGGACUCGCAACCGGAUGCUCUCCGUGUGGAGACGCACGAUGCUGAUUCGCCCAGUACAAGAUCUGGUUGA